CUUGAGCCGCAGCUUACAACUUCUAGCUUGUUGUUCAUCUGAUUGUUUCGACAUCUACCUGGAAGGAUUUCAGUUUCCAUUAAGACGUGACUAUAACUAAAUAGUUGACGUGUAAUUUUUAUGUUCGGCUGACUACCUAAGCGUCAUUUUAUCGUUUAUUCGUCAGGAGGAGAUCUCCUAGUCAGGUUGCUAACUUCCUUCACGGUUAACGUUACUGAGCUUUGUGCUAGCAUGUCCGGAGGAGGUGUUGUUCGUGGACCCGCUGGGACUAACGACUGUCGUAUAUACGUGGGAAAUCUCCCACCAGACAUCCGCUCAAAGGACGUUGAAGACUUGUUUUACAAAUAUGGCUCCAUCCGUGAUAUUGAUCUGAAGAACCGGAGAGGAGGACCGCCGUUUGCCUUUGUGCAGUUCGAGGACCCGAGGGAUGCUGAGGAUGCUGUUUACGGCCGUGAUGGUUAUGACUACGAUGGAUACCGACUGCGUGUUGAGUUUCCAAGAAGUGGAAGGGGAGGAGGAGGGGGAGGAGGAGGAGGAGGAGGAGGAGGAGGUGGUGGUGGUGGUGGUGGUGGUGGUGGUAGUGGAGCAAUGGGACCCCCAAGGGGAAGGUAUGGUCCCCCAUCCCGACGCUCUGAGUACAGGGUUGUUGUGUCAGGUCUUCCCCCCAGUGGAAGCUGGCAGGACCUGAAGGAUCACAUGCGAGAGGCAGGUGAUGUAUGUUAUGCUGAUGUGUACCGUGAUGGCACCGGAGUAGUGGAGUUUGUACGCAAAGAAGACAUGACCUACGCUGUCCGUAAACUGGACAACACCAAGUUUCGCUCUCAUGAGGGAGAGACGGCCUACAUUCGUGUGAAGACGGACGGACCUCGCAGCCCCAGCUAUGGUCGUUCUCGCUCUCGUAGCCGCAGUCGAAGCCGGAGCAAGAGCGGGUCUCGCAGCUACUCUCCUCGUCGCAGCAGAGGGUCUCCACGUUACUCUCCCCGGCGAUCCCGUUCCCGUUCCCGCUCCCGCUCUCGCACCUAGAUCUCGCACCUCACCUUAACUAAAGCAAUGGUGUACCUAAGAGCUGAAGAGGAAAUUUUCACAUCACUUAUCAAAUCCAAUCCUGCACACUGACCAUGGAUCAUCUCCUGUGUUACCUGUUUGUACUGUCAUGUUGUGUGUUCCCU
This is a messenger RNA of Seriola dumerili (greater amberjack), 1169 nucleotides long. It is a transcript of the gene srsf1b, whose product is annotated as serine/arginine-rich splicing factor 1. Gene Ontology annotation, molecular function: mRNA binding. The record is from RefSeq and is a predicted model, not a curated record. The transcript has 4 exons. The coding region runs from base 232 to 1023 and encodes 263 amino acids. Lineage: Eukaryota; Metazoa; Chordata; Actinopteri; Carangiformes; Carangidae. Gene Ontology annotation, cellular component: nucleus; cytoplasm; ribonucleoprotein complex.